AUGCUGACCGGAAGAGAAAGCUUAAUCAGAUUGGUCGGCAAACGCCGGAGAUUCCUCCCCCACCGUCAAUCUCUUCUCUCCACUCCUAUCCAGGGAUCACUAAAUCUGUUGAAAAAAAAUGGGAAUGGUGGAUCUGACCUGGCCGUCGGUGAUGGAGAAUCAAAAGAGGAUCGAGGCAAAACUGGGAUCGAGGUAUCUGGUUCUGAAUGGGUUUCUUGUCCUGUUUGUGGGAAGAAGGUUCGGGGUGAAGAUUACGUGAUCAAUUCUCAUUUGGAUGCAUGCCUGGCUAGGGGGACUAAGCGCAAAUUCAGCCAGCGGACCCUUUUUCAGCUAAACUUCUGCUCAAGAUCAAAAGUUAAGAUUCAUGCUAUCGAGUUGGAUGAUGCAAGCACUACUGUCAGUCAAAGUGGUCCGAACAACGGUAGUCUCUGUGUUACAAAUCGUAAAUCAGAUGAUGUACGAGGCUUUGAAGCAUACACCAACAAUCGAUGUGAAGUGCCCUUAAAUUCAGAAGUUAUGCAAACAUACAGAAUUGGUUCAACAGAAAACCCUGUCACUGAUGACAGAAUCAACUACCGGGUUGACUUGGCUUCACUGCUCCCUGAAAAUGAGAUGUCUACAUAUGAUAUAGAUAAAAAUGUAGAUGACAUAUCUGGGCUAUUUCUUGAAACUUUCAUUGUUGGCCGUAGGUUUGGUGAUGAAGUGGAGUUAACUACAGGGGCAAGCGUGCUUCUCUUGAGAGAUCCUGAUAAUGUCAAGGAUCCAAAUGCUGUCAAGGUUCUUUCUGCAGAUUGUGGAUGCAGCAAAAUGCUUGGUUUUCUACCCCGGGAGUUAGCUCAGUUUCUAUCUCCUUUGAUGGAUAAGUUCUGCUUGACCUUUGAGGGCUCAAUCACUUCUGUUCCAAAACAUGCUUCAGCUGUGGUUCCAAUUCAGAUUGUGUGUCAAGAUAAGCUACGCUGUGGUGAAAGAGAUUGUGACAAUCUUCAUGCACUCGAGCGCUUAUGGAAACAUGCUCUAUGUGUGGCUGAAUCAGCUAAGAAUCAUCCACCUAGCGUUCCAAAAUAUCAGCAGAACUUCAUAGUGUUAAUACAAGAAGUUUUAAGGAGUGAUCCUCAUCUUUUCACAGAUGAUGAAAAAAAUUUCUUGGGAACUUUCACCUCACUUUUAGAGGAUAGUCAGAGGCUUUUUGUGCGGCUUUAUUCCCGGAAAGGGCCAUGGUUUCGGAGGUCUAAUAUUUCCUACCCCGAAGUAUUGGAUUGCGAACAAGCUAUUAAGGACCUCUCUGCGGCAGGCUAUAUUUCUUCCAUUGAAUCCAUAAAAGAACUACAAAAGAAUGAGUUAAAGGAGGUUCUGAAUGUACUUACCGUUAGUGAACUACGUGAAAUUUUGUGUAUGCUUAAUGAGAAAUGUAGUCGUGGUACGAGAAAGCAAGAUUUUAUUGGUUCGCUUCUUUCAGCUUAUGACAAGGGAUUAUGCCCGCUUCUCCAAAGUAUAGUUUUGAAGAAAACUGGAGCCUGUGUUCAAACGUCUGUAAUGGCCGAGUCCCUUAUUUGGCGUGCUGAGAGGCUUUUCUUUCUGAACGGAGAGCAGGAUCUUUCAGCAUUUUUGCUUGUGGACUUGGGAAUUGUCAAGUAUCCUACUUACAACUGUAUAACCUUAGACCAUAUAUUUUCAGGUCAAAGUGACCUGCUUUCGUAUGAAGAGUCCAUUGAAGUGGCACAAAUUAUGGAUGAUCUCUUGAUGAAAACAACUCUGAGUUGGCAUUAA
Ilex paraguariensis (yerba mate) is the source of this 1767-nucleotide messenger RNA. NCBI's taxonomy places the organism in Eukaryota, Viridiplantae, Streptophyta, Magnoliopsida, Aquifoliales, Aquifoliaceae. The record is from the annotation of a GenBank genome assembly.